Molecule: messenger RNA, 2161 nt
Organism: Chinchilla lanigera (long-tailed chinchilla)
Lineage: Eukaryota; Metazoa; Chordata; Mammalia; Rodentia; Chinchillidae
Gene: Ddx41
Product: DEAD (Asp-Glu-Ala-Asp) box polypeptide 41
Exons: 17
Coding region: 89-1957 (622 amino acids)
Biological process (GO): mRNA splicing, via spliceosome
Cellular component (GO): spliceosomal complex
Molecular function (GO): ATP binding; RNA binding; RNA helicase activity
Source: RefSeq, a predicted model, not a curated record
ACGCCGACAUCCGUUUCUUAACAUCUGAUUGGGUUUCACUCAAAGAUGAGGCGUGGUUUGGUUGUAGAGUGCUUGUGUACGGCAAAGGAUGGAGGAAUCCGAACCCGAAAGAAAGCGAGCUCGCAUGGACGAGACUACUGCUGCAGGAAGCCGCUCCGAGGCUGAGGAUGAGGACGACGAAGAAUACGUACCCUACGUGCCUUUGCGACAACGCCGGCAACUACUGCUCCAGAAGCUGCUGCAGCGAAGACGCAAGGGAGCUGCGGAAGAGGAACAGCAGGACUUCGGCAGCGAGCCCCGGGGAGAUGAGGACGACAUCCCGCUGGGCCCUCAGUCCAACGUCAGCCUCCUGGAUCAGCACCAGCACCUCAAAGAGAAGGCUGAAGCCCGCAAGGAGUCUGCGAAGGAGAAGCAGUUGAAAGAAGAAGAGAAGAUUCUGGAGAGUGUGGCUGAGGGCCGAGCCUUGAUGUCAGUGAAAGAGAUGGCCAAGGGCAUCACAUAUGAUGACCCAAUCAAAACCAGUUGGACCCCUCCCCGUUAUGUGCUGAGCAUGUCUGAAGAGCGGCACGAGCGAGUACGGAAGAAGUAUCACAUCUUGGUAGAAGGAGAUGGUAUCCCACCUCCCAUCAAGAGCUUCAAGGAAAUGAAGUUUCCAGCAGCCAUCCUUCGAGGCCUGAAAAAGAAAGGCAUCCUCCACCCAACACCCAUCCAGAUCCAGGGCAUCCCCACCAUUCUGUCUGGCCGGGACAUGAUUGGUAUCGCCUUCACCGGGUCAGGCAAGACACUUGUGUUCACGUUGCCUGUCAUCAUGUUCUGCCUGGAACAAGAGAAGCGGUUGCCUUUCUCUAAGCGUGAGGGGCCCUAUGGACUUAUCAUCUGCCCCUCACGGGAGCUGGCCCGGCAGACCCAUGGCAUCCUGGAAUAUUAUUGCCGCCUACUGCAGGAGGACAGUUCACCCCUCCUGCGCUGUGCACUCUGCAUUGGAGGCAUGUCUGUCAAAGAGCAGAUGGAGACCAUCCGACACGGUGUGCACAUGAUGGUGGCCACCCCUGGGCGCCUCAUGGAUUUGCUACAAAAGAAGAUGGUCAGCCUUGACAUCUGUCGCUACCUGGCCUUGGACGAGGCUGAUCGCAUGAUCGACAUGGGCUUCGAGGGCGACAUCCGCACCAUCUUCUCCUACUUUAAGGGUCAGCGGCAGACUCUACUCUUUAGUGCCACCAUGCCAAAGAAGAUUCAGAACUUUGCCAAGAGUGCCCUGGUAAAGCCUGUCACUAUCAAUGUGGGGCGUGCUGGGGCUGCCAGCCUGGAUGUCAUACAGGAGGUGGAAUAUGUGAAGGAGGAAGCUAAGAUGGUGUACCUGCUCGAGUGCCUACAGAAGACACCACCCCCUGUACUCAUCUUUGCAGAGAAGAAGGCAGAUGUAGAUGCCAUCCACGAAUACCUGCUGCUCAAAGGGGUCGAGGCUGUGGCCAUCCAUGGGGGCAAAGACCAGGAGGAACGGACCAAGGCCAUUGAAGCAUUUCGGGAGGGCAAGAAAGAUGUCCUAGUGGCCACAGAUGUUGCCUCCAAGGGCCUGGACUUCCCUGCCAUCCAGCACGUCAUCAAUUAUGACAUGCCUGAGGAAAUUGAGAAUUACGUGCACCGGAUCGGCCGUACUGGGCGCUCAGGAAACACUGGCAUUGCCACCACCUUCAUCAACAAGGCUUGCGAUGAGUCAGUGCUGAUGGACCUCAAGGCCCUCCUUUUAGAGGCAAAACAGAAGGUGCCGCCAGUGCUGCAAGUACUGCACUGUGGGGACGAGUCCAUGCUGGAUAUCGGAGGAGAGCGUGGCUGUGCCUUCUGCGGGGGCCUUGGCCAUCGGAUCACUGACUGUCCCAAACUCGAGGCCAUGCAGACCAAACAGGUCAGCAACAUCGGCCGCAAGGACUACCUGGCCCACAGCUCUAUGGACUUCUGAGCCAUCUGUUUCCCUUCCUUCCCUCCAAGAGGCCUCAGUGCCUGGACUUCUGCACAGACCAGCCCCUUGGACCAGAAGCCAGUGAGCGUUCUCAGCCCAGCUGGCCUGGGCUGCUCAUUGUGCUCCCCAGAAUUACUAUCUUUAUGCAUCCUCCACCCCGCAUCCCCCAGCUGCUAUUAAAGCACAGGCCCCUCUGUCUCAGCA